GAACGCACAGCUGAUUGCCGGCGCGUGUUGUUUUCUUUUAUCGAACUUAAUUCAACUUGAUUUAUUUUAAGUUUAGUGCGUGAAAUUGAAACUGAAUGAAGUAGGCCGAAAUGCAGCGAGCUAGACUGUUGCAGAGUGCGUGGCGGUCAGUGGCGCAGCAGCUGCCGGGACGCCGUGCCUCCUCCGUCAGCCUGGGACUGCGUUAUGCAAUGCCGCCGGCUGGCGGUCUUCCGCCACUGCAUCCUCGGCGCUUUCUGGCCACCAGUGGGAUCCUCGCAGCGGCGGACAAGAGGAACCGGCGAUCCUCCGCCUCCGAGAGACCAGAACUCAACCUGGAGGACGUGUGGACGCAGCUGGAGUCUUACUACCAGCAGCACGGCCUGCUUAACUACGAGCACUGCCAGCGGCUCCUGGAGCAACUGCAGCGCACGCAGGGAUCGGGAUCAGCAGCCGUAACCCUUGAGCAGCUGCACUUCCUCCUCGGCUCCUGUGUGCCCGAACUGCUGCCCGCCCAGGGCGCCCAGGAGCGCCUCCAGCUCUUCGAGGGCCUCUGGCGGCAGCUGCUCAAGGGAUCCGUUCCCACGCUGCCCCACUACCACACCCGGCUGCAGGUGCUGCGCCAGAACCGCCUGCCCCUCGCCGAUCAUCGUUCGCUGCUGGCGGAGAUUGCCGUCUACCACGGAUCCUCUGCGGAUGUGGAGGCCCCGCUGUACAGUGACCUCCUGGAUGUGGCUGGAUCAUCGGGCAACAUGCGCAUGGCCACCGAGCUGCUGGCCGAGAUGCGGCAGCGCAGCUUUCCGCUCACGGAGCGCAACUUUCACGCCUUGCUACUGGGACACGCGCGCAAUGGAGAUCUCCCUGGGGCAGAGUCCGUUUUGGCCAGCAUGCGGGCGGCUGGCAUCCAGGAUAAGGGUGGCGCCACCCAGGCCCUGUGGUUCGAGGCGCUCGUGGCGAGCGGCCAGCUGCAGCAGGCCAAGGAGCUGCUGGCGGAGGAGCAGGGAUUUACUGCCCCACAGCUGCUGCAAAUGCUGCGCGGAGUGCUGCUCACGGGAAGAAACACCGAGGAGACCACUGAGCUCGCCCAACUGGUGGUCAAGGAGCUGCCGCGUGAGUUUCUCUCGGGCUUGGACCUGCCACCCGCCAUCCGGAGCCUGUGCAUCCAGCUGGUGCACCAGGGACGCAGCCAGGUGGUCAUCCAGCUGGUGGCCGCCCUGCCGGCGCCCCAGUUUAACCUCCAGAAUCAAAGCAACAACCAGAAUGUCGACGAGUACGGGGCUCUGCUGCUGCAGGAGUUCUUCCGCGCCCAUGUGCCCCUCGAGGAGACGCUGCAGUUCGCCCGGCAGCUGGUGCAGCGCCAGCAGAACGGUCGCGCCCUGCAUUUAGUCACCGAAUUGGCCCUGCGCCGACUGCCCUCCGCGGCGCUGCAGUGCCUGGAGGCGUUGGCCGCCAGCGAGGAGCUGCGGCCGCACUACUUUUGGCCCCUGAUCCUCCACCAGCAGCGGCGGGAGGGCGAGAGCGGCAUGCUGCGAGUGCUCGCCGAGAUGCAGCGACUGCGCGUGGAGUGCGACGAGGAGACAGUGCGUCAAUACCUGCUGCCGCAUCUCCAGCAGACGCUGCAGCAGCCCCUGGAGGCGGUGAAGGCCUUGGAGGCGGCCGGAGUGAAGCCAUCGCUGACCUUGGGACCCACAGUGAGCCACCUGCUGCAGCAGCAGCAUCAGAUGGCGGAGGUUUUAGAGCUCCUCAAGCGCUACCCCACUCGUUUAGAGCUGGGAACGCUGCUCCAACCGCUCACCUCUUUAGCCGUAAAUGCGCGUGCCACCAAGCGGUACGAACUCUUCGCCAAGGUGAUCCAGGCGCUGCAACAGAAGGCGCUGCAGCGAACGGAGGACUUUGUGGGCUCGCUGCUGCUGCAGAUGAUGGGUCCACAGACGCGUCUCCGCCAAGAUGCCGCCUCUCUCAGCCGCUUCCUGCACGAACUGCGGCGUUUGGAGCUGCAGAUCUCUCCAGCAGCCGCUGAAGCUCUCCUCUCCCUUGCCCGCCAGGCCACCGAGGACUUGGAUUUGGUGCAAGACAUAGCCAAGACGCUGCAGAAGAUGCGCCACAACCAGCUGACGCUGCCCGCGGAUGCAGCCGGCGGCGGAGGCUUCAUCAAGCAUCCGCGCGACAUGAGCCUGGAUGAGCUGGAGUGCCACCUCGUGGAGCUGGAGGCCAAGCAGCUGAAUCCGCGCGGCGUGCUGCGCCGCCUGCUGCAGCUCUCGGUGCGCAGUGGUCGCCUGGAAAGGGCCCAGCAGUUACUCAGCAAGUGCCAGGCCCUCAAGGUGCAGACGAGCGCCGGGAUGAUGGCCUCCAUUCUGGACCUGCACAUCAAGCUGCGCGAUUUGCCGAAGGCACAGCAGAGCUUGGAGCAGCUGAGCAGCAGCUAUCCAGCCUUUCAGAUCGACGAGCACAAGGUGAUCGACUUUGCCGCCCUCUUGGUUCAUGGCCAGCAGCUGGAGGCCGCCAAGCAGCUGCUCCAGCGACGCGCCGAGCAGCACAAGGUCGUCGGCGGCGACUAUGUGAUCAAGAACGUGUGGCAGCUGCUGACCAAUGUGGCGCAGUUAGCCGCCCAGGCUACAGAGAAGCCAUCGACUAAUCUCACCCGCGAGAUGCUCGAAUUCCUGCGGAAUCUGGGCUACUGCCAGUCGCACAAUGCUCUCCUGGGACCCGUGGUGCGCGAGUGGCUGCUUAAAGGCGACCUAGAGGCCGCUGUGGCCGAGUUCCAGCGGCUGGCCAGCCAGCACAAGCACACGCCGCUGCAGUUCGAGCUGCUGUCGCUGCUGGUGCGCCUGGGCAACGGGGAUGAGCGGGAGCUGGCCCGCUUUCCGGGCACCACGGCGGAGGCGGCGCAGCAGCAGCUGGCUGCGGUGACGGCGACGGUGAGCCGCAUUCAUGGGGCGGCCAACAUGAACAGCGCUUUGCUGUUGGCCCUCGCGGAAUCCGGAAAGGAGACGCAGCUGCGGCGGCUGAUCAUCAACCCUGAGUUCCGGAUCAAUCACGAGCUGCUGGUGAAGAACUGCGAGCAUUUGGGACAGGAGGGAGCCGUGAGGACGCUCCUCCGACUGGCAAGAGGCGUCAGAGGAGUCCAGAGGACCAUUGACGAGCAGAAGAUCUACGAUCUACUGCUGGCACAGUUCUGCCGCAGCAACGACUACGAGGCGGCGCUGGAUCUGUUCGAGCGCCUGGAGGCCGACGACGAGCUGAAGGUGUCGCAGGAGUUCCUGCGCAACCUGGUGCAGCUGCUCCAGUUGAACCGCGUCGAGAUUCCCAGCGGCAUCGCCCUGCGCGCCCAGAUUAGAUAGUGCCUAUGCUAGUUGUAAAUAAAUCGAACGAUUUAAUGUGUAAUGUCUCGGUUCAGAGUGUCUACUUGGCUCUAAAAUGUUAAAAACUAUUCAUUUAUUUAUUAGAGUAUCAAUUUUGACACAAUAAUUAUAGAAUAAUUAUGAAAUUGCAA
This is a messenger RNA of Drosophila takahashii, 3490 nucleotides long. It is a transcript of the gene Lrpprc2, whose product is annotated as Leucine-rich pentatricopeptide repeat containing 2. Gene Ontology annotation, cellular component: mitochondrion; nucleus. Gene Ontology annotation, biological process: regulation of mitochondrial translation. Lineage: Eukaryota; Metazoa; Arthropoda; Insecta; Diptera; Drosophilidae. Gene Ontology annotation, molecular function: protein binding; mRNA 3'-UTR binding. The record is from RefSeq and is a predicted model, not a curated record.